Molecule: messenger RNA, 937 nt
Organism: Punctularia strigosozonata HHB-11173 SS5
Lineage: Eukaryota; Fungi; Basidiomycota; Agaricomycetes; Corticiales; Punctulariaceae
Product: lipase
Exons: 5
Coding region: 35-937 (300 amino acids)
Biological process (GO): lipid metabolic process
Source: RefSeq, a predicted model, not a curated record
GCUCUCCCUCCCCUCUCGAGCCCUUUGUAGCGCCAUGGUCUCCUCGCGCCUGUCUCUGUCUGCUGCCGCGAUGUGGGUCGCCGGAGCGCUUGCCGCCCCGUCGCUGCACGCACGGCAGAGCAUCACGACCCUCAGCACGAGCCAGAUCGAGGCCUUCAAGCCGUUCACCUUCCUCGCCAGCGCCGGGUACUGCAGCCCCGCGACGACGCUCGCGUGGGACUGCGGGACGAACUGCGAUAACGUUCCCGGGUUCGAGCCCGUCGCGUCCGGCGGGGAUGGCGACUCGGUCCAAUUCUGGUUCGUCGGAUUCUUGCCUGCGUCGAAAACCGUCGUCGUGUCGCACCAGGGCACGGACACGAGCGAGAUCUUGCCGCUGAUUACCGAUGCAGACAUCGCUAAAGGAACGCUGGACUCGACGCUCUUCCCCGGUAUCUCGUCCUCAGUUGAGGUCCACGAAGGAUUCCGGAGCGCACAAGCCAGUGCUGCCACCCAGGUCCUCGCGGCCGUGCAGACUGCUAUGUCCCGGUUCGGCGCGACGUCGGUCACGAUGGUCGGGCACUCGCUCGGCGGCGCCAUCGCGCUCCUCGACGCCGUCUACCUUCCGCUUCAUCUACCGUCCACCACUACGUUCCAGACCGUCGUUUACGGCUUGCCCAGGGUCGGGAACCAGGCGUUCGCGGACUACGUCGACGCGCACGUCACGGCGCUGACGCACAUCAACAAUGAGGAGGAUAUCGUCCCGAUAUUGCCGGGCAUGUUUCUCGGUUUCCACCAUCCCUCGGGCGAGGUGCACAUCCAGGAUUCGGGCGCGUGGGACGCUUGCCCCGGCCAAGAUAACUCGAGCGAUCUAUGUAUUGUUGGGGAUGUGCCGAAUAUCUUUGAGGGAGAUGAAAGCGAUCACGAUGGGCCUUAUGACGGCGUUGAGAUGGGUUGCUGA